This is a messenger RNA of Corticium candelabrum, 678 nucleotides long. Its product is annotated as octapeptide-repeat protein T2-like. The transcript has a single exon. Bases 1 to 678 code for a protein of 225 amino acids. The record is from RefSeq and is a predicted model, not a curated record. NCBI's taxonomy places the organism in Eukaryota, Metazoa, Porifera, Homoscleromorpha, Homosclerophorida, Plakinidae.
AUGAAAUCUCAUUGUCGAGCCUCUGUAACUAUUACUAAAAGUAAACGAGACGUUACCGCAAGGCAACAUCAGAGAAGAGCUACAACUAGCAGUGAGAAAGAACAGGAUGCAGAAAGGCAACGUCAGAGAAGAGCUGUAGCUGCUGCAACAAGCAGUGAGAAGGAACGAAAUGCAGAAAGGCAACGUCAGAGAAGAGCUGCUGCAACCAGUGGUGACAAAGAACGGGAUGUAGAAAGGCAACGUCAGAGAAGAGCUAUAGCUGCUGCAACAAGUAGUGAGAAGGAACGAAAUGCAGAAAAGCGACGUCAGAGAAGAGCUGCUGCAACAAGAAGUAGUGAGACGGGACGAAAUGCAGAAAGACAACGUCAGAGAAGAGCUAUUGGUACUAGUAGUGAAAAAGAGCAAGAGGCACAAAGACAACGACGAAAAAGAACUAGUGCAACCUGCAAUGAAAGAAAACAGGACGCAAAGAGAAAACGACUAAACAGAGUCCUUUCAGGUAGCCUUGAAAAAGAACAACAGACGAAAAUACACUCUGAAAACAGUGCUACUGGAAGGAGCUGUAACGAAACGCGGAAAAGAAGCCUACCAGAAUCAACGUCACGCUCAUUGUUCACCAUUUUACUGUCUCUCGAAAACCCAGAAAGGCGAAUGGCAAUGCAGGUUUGGAUUUCCUAA